UUGAAAUUGUUCCACAUCUUUGAUAAAACUAGAAUUGAUAGAUCCAACCUUAACCAUAAUUGUGUAACUAGUAAAUAAUUGCUUGUCAUUAUUCCUUAACAAUCGGCAAACGAUACCUGGACAGUGAAUUACGAAUGUGAUUCUUGUAUUAUCUUCAAAAUGAAGCUUAAUAUAAACACGUUCUUAUCCAAUACAUCAUGAUAAUUUUUAUUAAUCGAGAAACUUAUUCAUAAUUUAUGUUCAAAGUAUAACUGAUUAGUUCUUAUAUUACUGUGUUUGUAUUAUAGUUUACAAUAUAAUAAAAGAAAUAGAUUCAAUUAUAUAAGAUAUAUACUGUAAAUAAAGCAACGUACAAAAAAUGGUAUGAAGGAUGCAAACUGUUAAAUGAUUUAAAAUUAUACAGUAAAUUCAUUUUUCAAGCCAUCAUGACUGCGAUAUUGGGAGGAGGUAUAGCGGGUUUGUCUGCUGCUUACUAUGCAUUGAACAAUCCAAAGAUUGGUCCUGUCAUAUUAUUUGAGGCUUCCAAUCGCCUCGGUGGUUGGAUUCGUACACGAAAGUCCAAAAGUGGAGCAUCUUUUGAAGAAGGUCCAAGAACUAUAAGACUUGCUGGUAUCGGUGGAAAAAAUACUUUAGACUUAAUCGAUCGAUUGGAUUUGACGGAUCAGAUUUUUUCUAUAAAAAGAAAUCACCCUGCAAUAAAAAAUAAAAUGUUUUUCGUGGAUAAUAAAUUAUGCCGUGCAGCUACCGUUUUGCAGGAUUUACUGAUAGGCAAGAAGUUCUUUGAUAUGCCUAUAAUCCAGAUGAUAAGGAACGAUUUGAAAGCUGAAAGGAAUGUCAGAGGUGAUGAAAGUAUCUAUAAUUUUAUAGAAAGGAAAAUGAGUAAAGACGUAGCUGAUAAAGUGAUUAGCCCCGUAUUAUGUGGAAUCUGUGCGGGGGAUGCACGUCAAAUUAGUGUAAAUUUCCUAUUACGUACUAUAUUUGAGUUAGAACAGCAACAUGGUUCAAUAAUUAAGGGUAUCGUAAAAAAAAAAUUGAAAGAGAUAUUUACAAGAUCAAAUGAAGAGAAUGAAUCAAAUACCAAUACUGUCACACAGUCAGAAAGAUUAAACAAGAGAGAAAGAACUGCAGAUAUCGCUAAAGCUGAAAAGUGGGCUAUUGUAGCAUUUAAAGAAGGGCUAGAAGAAUUUCCAAAAAAACUUGCCAGCAAUGUACGACUCCGAGGAGGAGACAUCCUUAUAGAUCACAAGUGUGAGAAAGUUACAUUUAAGCCAAACCGUGUCGAACUGGUAGUGAAUGGAGAAACAAAAGAAUAUUCACGAGUUAUCUCUAGUCUUCCUGCAAAAAAAUUAGCAAGUUUGUUGCAUCGGCAGCAUCCACAGUUGGCAAGAGAAUUAGAAGCUAUACCUACAGUUACAGUAGCUGUUGUAAAUCUACAGUUUUCAGGUCAUCCAUUAUCAUUGCAAGCUUUUGGACUUUUAGUUCCUCCGAAAGAGAAACUUCCAAUAUUAGGAAUAAUUUUUGAUUCUUGCUUAUCUUCUGAUGGAUCAUCAACGGUGAUGACAGUGAUGAUGGGAGGAGCAUGGUUUGAAGAGUACUUUGGAAAGUCUCCAUCCAAAGAUCAUUUACUAUCGGUCGCAGUCGAGCAUUUAAAAUCCAUUUUGCAAAUUCCCGACGAUCCGGUAGAAUUCAAUGUAGCCAUUUUGCAGGACUGCAUUCCACAGCACAUUGUGGGCCAUGUUCAGCGACUUAAGCGUAUCACCAAUUACAUCUCUGCGCAUGGAAUUCCUUUAGCGUUGUGUGGAUCCUCUUAUCAAGGUGUUGGAAUUAAUGACGUUAUUCUGUCAGCAAAACAAGCCGUGUCUGAUAGUGUCUGUUUCUCAUAAUAAUUAUGUUUCCUUUUGAGCAUAAAACUUGUCAUCGCUUCAUAAAGUAAAAAAAACUGAUUUCCAUUACUUCAAAUUACCAGUAUAAUGCAAAAGCCAAAUCAAGACACAAAUGAGAACUGAAAGAAAAAUCUUCAUGUGCAUUAGAUUAAGUAAUAAAGAGCGCCAAACAGCACUCUAUGAAUACUUAAUAUUCGGUAUUUUUUGUUAAAAAAAAAAAAGAUCGGCAGAAAAAUAUAGACACAUUUAGAUUUUUCUAUUGCUGUUCCCCUAACAGUAUCUUUUUUUUAAUCUACACAUGCUUCAGUUGACAUGCUGAAAAAAAUUUGUCAAUGUUAUAAAAGGAAUAGGCUAAGUAAUACCUUAAAAAUGAUACUAACAGUUUUUUACAUUUACAGUUGUACAUAAGGAAUACAUAUUGUGAUUGAAGUUCACCUUCAAUAAUGUAUAAAAUUCAUUAUAUUAUAAAUAAAAUAAACUGUAUAUUGA
Molecule: messenger RNA, 2372 nt
Organism: Orussus abietinus
Lineage: Eukaryota; Metazoa; Arthropoda; Insecta; Hymenoptera; Orussidae
Gene: Ppox
Product: protoporphyrinogen oxidase
Exons: 2
Coding region: 426-1883 (485 amino acids)
Biological process (GO): heme biosynthetic process
Cellular component (GO): mitochondrial inner membrane
Molecular function (GO): protoporphyrinogen oxidase activity, oxygen as acceptor
Source: RefSeq, a predicted model, not a curated record